Arabidopsis thaliana (thale cress) is the source of this 781-nucleotide messenger RNA. RefSeq lists its product as uncharacterized. The transcript has a single exon. Bases 90 to 584 code for a protein of 164 amino acids. The record is from RefSeq and is marked reviewed. NCBI's taxonomy places the organism in Eukaryota, Viridiplantae, Streptophyta, Magnoliopsida, Brassicales, Brassicaceae.
AUCUUCAUCAAACUCUAAAAUCAUCCCUGAGACGAGCAAAGACUCGCCAAGACUCGUCUGUGUCAACGUCGUAGAAGUUUAGGGUUUCAAUGGAACAAGGAACGAUCAAGAUCAAACUACCUAAACCAUCAGAGAUAACGAGGAGGCACAAGAAAGAGGCCGAUAUGGGCAAGAAGAUAAAGAAAGAAGAGAACAUGAAGAGAGAUUUCAUCAGACGGAGAAUGGUUUUUCGAGUUAAGAAGAUGACUUCUGUGAUUUCCGGUGUCUUCAACCGCAAGAAAACACUUUCAGGUGAAAACAGAGAACAGAGAGAUGGUUCUGAGGGCGAUGAGACCGUGUUUGUUAAACUCAAGCAAAACCCAAUUCAGAAGAAGGGGAGUUUCUGGGAAAGCGCAAGAAUUCGACUGAAGACACUCAUCUUAGGGCAAAGAUUGAAGAGGAGAAGAAACCGAAGAAGAAGCUUAAGUGAAGGAAUGGAAGAAGAGGAGCUGUGCAAGAAGAGAAUACUAAUGGGUGAAAGAUGCAAACCAAUGAACGGGGUUUUGCAGUAUGAUGGUGACGGAAUUCUCCUACCCGAGCCAUGACGGUUGAUCGGUUUUCGUCAGUAUUAGUCCUAGUGUAGUUUCAGUUUCUUGUUGAUUCACUCAUUAGAGAUUUGCAGGUAGUUUAUACAAACUUUAUUUCUUACCAAUUUUCAAUAUCUUGAAAUCUUGAAAUCUUGAAACUAAGGCUACAUUUGAAGAUCUAAUGACACUGCCUAUAAAUAAUCGAGAUUAGUUAC